This is a messenger RNA of Amborella trichopoda, 819 nucleotides long. Its product is annotated as pentatricopeptide repeat-containing protein At4g21065-like. Lineage: Eukaryota; Viridiplantae; Streptophyta; Magnoliopsida; Amborellales; Amborellaceae. The record is from RefSeq and is a predicted model, not a curated record. Gene Ontology annotation, molecular function: protein binding.
AAUAGGGAAAAUUGUUAAAGCAUGAUCCAAAAUGCAUCUAUUGGUGAAUGGGGUGGUGCUGUGAAUGUGAGGAGAUUGAUGGGAGAUAGGGGAGUGAAGAAGGAGCCUGAUGUAGCUCCAUCGAAAUGGAUAGUGAGCUCAUUCAUUUCUUGUUUGAUUCAAAACCGUCUCAAACUUAGAACUUUGCAAGGAUCCAUGGACAAUUCUUUGUUGGUCUUCCAGCAAAUGAAGCACCCUUAUGGGUUCAUAUGGAACACCAUGAUUAGAGGCUUUGGACGAUUCGGCAACUCAUUUGAAACCUUCAGAUUCUAUCAGAAGAUGCGGCAAAAAGGCAAGGCCAUUGACAAUUUCACCAUGUCUUUCUUGCUCAAGAUAUGUGCUCAAGACUCUGUUCUAGAAUUGGGCAAGCAAGCCCAUUGCACAUCGACAAAGCACGGUCUGGACUCCCAUGUCUUUGUACCCAAUACUCUCAUCCACAUGUAUGCAAUGCGCAGAGAUAUUGAGAGUGCAAACCAACUGUUCAAGUACAUGCCCAUCCAUGAUUUAGUGUCAUGGAACACCAUAAUCGACCGCUAUGUCCAAUGUGGGCAAUCAAAAGAAGCAUUGAGAAUGUUCAUAAGGAUGCAACGAAUUGGGAUGGAGCCGGAUGAAGCCACGAUAGUAACCAUCCUCUCGGCUUGUGCAAACAUAGGUGCUCUCGAUUUUGGUAGAUGGGUUCAUUCUUAUUCUCAAGAAACAGGUCUUGACAGUGUCGUAUCAGUCUGCAACACUCUCAUAGACAUGUAUGGGAAAUGCUGAGGCAUUCAGCACGCACGCAAA